AUGGGCAAACCGACGACUUCCGAGAAGCCUGAGCCUGCAGAGGAGACUCCUGAGCAGAAGGAGGCUUCGGCAGAGGAGGCAGUCGACAAGAAGCAGUGGAGCAAACGUGUGCUGGAAGCGGAGGGCCACGACGAGGACCAGGAGGGCGGCGAGACCGACGAGGGCGAGGCGGACGAAAAGGAAGUCCGCGACUACGGGAAAGCGAGAAAAAUGUCUCGCAUGCUCAAGGCCGGCAACGUCCCCGAAGACGUUCGCAAGCUGUGGGAGUCCGCGGACCAGCAGAGCAACCCCAGGCUCUUCAAAACUGAAUUGAUCAAUAGAUUGUUUCAGGUCAACAAGAGCGGCAACUACACGAUGUGCACCACGAGCCCGGACUUUCAGUCGUGGAAAGCCAACACGGACACCAAGUUCUCCGAGGGCUACAGCACGGGGGAGACUUACUCCGUCAUGUUGUGGAAGGUCUUCCACGGCAACGAGCAGGCCUUCACCACGGCCCUGAACCGUGGCGACGUGUACGAGCGAGGCGGCUUGUACCACACCUUGACUGUGAGGCAAGGCCGCACCAAGACCUCGACUGACACACAGCAGCUCAGUGGCGGCUGUGCUGCUUUGACCGUGGACCAGUUUGACACCCUUACUAGCUUCUUCAGUGGCAGGCCCUGGGCUUUGCAGGGCUCCCAGUCUUUUGACUCCGCCACCAACAGGGAGUCCGGCCCUGAGGCCCUUUUGUCCUCGGGGAGCUCCAGUGGGCAGCGACAGCUGGCUCUGCAAGACAAGCCAGCAGUGGAGGUGGAGGUCAAGUGGAAAGUCGUGGAGACGAACUUGACCGAGGCCAAGCAGGCCCUCGACAGGCUCCAGAGGGACGCCCAGCGCUACGUCUCCAAGGUCAAGGUUCUUGGGGACAACGACCUGUCCGAGGACCUGAAGUCUGUGCUUGCCAGUCUGGCGAAGAGCCUCUCUGUCUGCGGUGACUGCUUGACGUGGAACGAAGUGCCGGGAGGGCUCUCCAAGCAGAACGUCCAAAAGUUCAUGCAGCAGCUGGGGGAUGACACGGAUCGAGCCAACGAGACCUUGGAGAAGGUCAAAGCAGUGGUUAAAGCGAGGGCUGACUGA
Molecule: messenger RNA, 1113 nt
Organism: Symbiodinium sp. CCMP2592
Lineage: Eukaryota; Dinophyceae; Suessiales; Symbiodiniaceae
Source: the annotation of a GenBank genome assembly